Molecule: messenger RNA, 314 nt
Organism: Ectocarpus sp. CCAP 1310/34
Lineage: Eukaryota; Phaeophyceae; Ectocarpales; Ectocarpaceae
Source: the annotation of a GenBank genome assembly
AUGGUCACUGGUGUAGAUCCUGUGGUUGGGAUGGAUCCUGUGGUCGGGAGCAAAAAAAAGGCGAAGAAAAUCGUUUUCCGGAAGGGGGCGACCACCUGUCACAUGGACAGGGUUACCGGUACACAGUUUGGGGUCUCGUUCUGCGGUAGCAGCAAGUAGAUAUUGUUCGAGGGGCUGGGUGGUGGUACGUUUGAAUCUUGGUUUUCCCAUUUGCUGUACUUUUGUGAAGAUGAGUGCGUGGCUUGGUCAAGAUUGUGCGUGUUGCGACUGGUAAACCUGCAGUUUUUCUGUUAUGCUUAAUCGGCGGUGGCGAG